GAAAAAACAUUGUGUGUAGAAAGAGAAUUGUAAAAAAUGAGUGCUUGUUCAUCAACACCACCAGUACCGAUUCUGUCAUUCACAGAGAGAGCUAAAUCUCUGUCGGAGAUUCAACAAGCUCACGCCUUUAUGCUCAAAACAGGUCUUUUUCACGACACGUUUUCCGCAAGCAAGCUUGUUGCCUUCGCUGCAACAAACCCAGAACCCAAAACUGUCUCUUACGCUCACUCUAUUCUCAAUCGCAUCGAGAGCCCUAAUGGGUUCACUCACAAUUCCGUUAUCAGAGCUUAUGCUAAUAGCUCUACUCCUGAGAUUGCUUUAACCGUGUUUCGUGAUAUGCUUCUUGGUCCUGUGUUUCCCGAUAAGUACAGUUUCACGUUUGUGUUGAAAGCUUGUGGUGCGUUUUGUGGGUUUGAAGAAGGAAGGCAAAUUCACGGUCUUUUUAUGAAGAGUGAUUUGGUGACUGAUGUGUUUGUGGAGAAUACUUUGGUUAAUGUUUAUGGAAGAAGCGGUUACUUUGAGAUUGCACGUAAAGUGCUCGAUAGAAUGCCUGUGAGAGAUGCUGUUUCGUGGAAUUCGUUGUUGAGUGCUUAUCUUGAAAAGGGUUUGGUGGAAGAAGCUCGUGCGUUGUUUGAUGAGAUGGAGGAACGGAAUGUGGAGUCUUGGAAUUUUAUGGUUUCAGGUUAUGCGGCUGCGGGGUUGGUUAAGGAAGCUAGGGAGGUUUUCGAUUCUAUGCCGGUGAAAGAUGUUGUUUCUUGGAACGCUAUGGUGACUGCUUAUGCACAUGUGGGUUGCUACAACGAGGUUUUAGAGGUUUUUAAUAUGAUGCUGGAUGAUUCAGCAGAGAAACCAGAUGGUUUUACUCUUGUUAAUGUUUUAUCUGCAUGUGCUAGUCUUGGAUCCUUGAGUCAAGGUGAGUGGGUACAUGUUUACAUAGACAAGCAUGGGAUUGAGAUUGAAGGGUUUGUGGCAACAGCUCUCGUGGAUAUGUAUUCGAAGUGCGGGAAAAUUGAUAAGGCUCUUGAAGUGUUUAGAGCUACUUCAAAGAGAGAUGUCAGUACAUGGAACUCGAUAAUCUCGGGUUUGAGCGUUCACGGUCUUGGAAAGGAUGCUUUAGAGAUCUUCUCGGAGAUGGUGUAUGAAGGUUUUAAACCAAACGGUAUCACAUUUAUUGGUGUCUUGUCGGCCUGCAAUCAUGUGGGUUUGUUAGACCAAGCUCGCAAACUUUUUGAAAUGAUGAAUAGUGUUUACGGAAUUGAGCCAACUAUUGAACACUAUGGUUGUAUGGUGGAUUUGCUUGGUCGGAUGGGAAAAAUUGAGGAAGCAGAAGAACUUGUGAACGAGAUUCCAGCAGAUGAGGCUUUGAUUUUACUAGAAUCUCUUCUUGGUGCCUGUAAAAGGUUUGGAAAACUGGAACAAGCAGAGCGUAUAGCAAAUCGGUUACUGGAAUUGAAUCCACGUGAGAGCUCAGGUUAUGUUCAGAUGUCAAACUUGUAUGCCUCAGAUGGAAGAUGGGAUGAGGUUAUGGACAUGAGAAGAAAGAUGAGAGCAGAAAGAGUAAACAAGAAGCCUGGAUGUAGCAUGAUUGAAGUUGACGGAGUUGUCCAUGAGUUCUUAGCUGGUGAAGGACUAAGAAUCGAAUAAAAUCGGUAAUUUCCAAAAAUU
This is a messenger RNA of Arabidopsis arenosa, 1665 nucleotides long. The record is from the annotation of a GenBank genome assembly. NCBI's taxonomy places the organism in Eukaryota, Viridiplantae, Streptophyta, Magnoliopsida, Brassicales, Brassicaceae.